AAAUACAUGACUCACCCCUAUCCAUCUUUGUUCACCACUAAUAGGCCGGCGAGAAAAAUUCCGCAAAUUUUUCGAUUGAUCUACAAGGCAGAAGAAAUUUGCCCUUAAACUAGCAUUGCUACCCUGCAUGUGGACUCUUUGACGUAGCUGGCCAUCGAAUGCAGCUAUGACCGGGAAGCUCACUAUAAACAGACUCCUAGCGUUGCUGGCGCUUCUCAGCGCACCUUUUCGCGUCCUUUGCGACGACGACCAUGACCAGUACGUGAAGCGAGAGCACACCCUGGUGCGUCCCUUUCAAGGUGUCGGCGUGAUUCUUCCUCACUGGGACUUCAUGGGCAACACCAUGAUCACCAGCAACUACAUAAGACUGACACCGGACUUGCAGUCGAAGAGCGGUGCCCUCUGGAACUAUUCACCGGUUAUGGGACGGAAUUGGGAAGUGCAUGUUGGCUUUAAAGUCCACGGCAAGGGCACUGAACUGUUCGGCGAUGGAUUUGCUAUCUGGUACACCAAAGAGCGCAUGAAAACUGGACCUGUUUUUGGCAGCAAGGAUUUCUUUUCCGGUCUUGCAAUUAUUCUGGACACCUACAGCAAUCACAAUGGACCACACAAUCACCAACAUCCCUAUCUGAGCGCGAUGGUCAACAAUGGAAGCUGGAGUUACGACCACGAUCGUGAUGGCACACACACCCAGUUGGCCGGCUGUGAAGUGCGUUUCCGUAAUGUAGACUACGAAACUUUGAUUAGUAUUCGUUAUGAGAAUGAUAUUCUAUCCGUGUCCACCGAUUUGGAGAACCGAAACGAAUGGAAGAGUUGCUUUGUUGUCAAUAACGUGGAACUUCCAACUGGUUACUACUUUGGAAUGUCUGCCACGACAGGCGAUCUGUCCGAUAAUCAUGAUAUUCACAGUUUUAAGUUUUUCGAUGUUGAUUCAAACAUAAGUCACGAUGAAAUUAUACGUCGCACUAACAUCAUCCCCAAUGCCAAGACCUUUGAACCACCGCGUGAGCACAAGGAUGACCCAAAGCCGGGCAUGUCCAAUGCGAAAAUCUUCUUCAUUCUACUAUUCGUUGUGGUCGUUGCGGCGGCGGUUGCCAUUUUCGCCAUCUCCUACUUUAAAGAUCGCAAUGCGCGAAAGCGCUUCUAUUAAAGGUCGUCGGCCUAUUAAGCUAGUCCAUCGAAACAUCAUGUUAGGAUUAUCCCGGACCUUAAAGUUGAUCCCCAAAGUUUAUUUAUGUACCGACUGUUCCCAUACGUAUCACCUUUUAUUACUUUCCUUAAUUUUCCUGUAUGAAAUUUUUUCGUGAGAGAGGGUAGACAUAAUAUUACACGUGUUGGAGAGUUACAUUUAAGUGCAAAUUUUUAAUCUGAACUAUAGGAAAAUUGAGACCGUGAGAAUAUUAUUGCAUAGACAGCAAGAUUAAAAGUCAGCAAACAAAUA
Molecule: messenger RNA, 1441 nt
Organism: Drosophila ananassae
Lineage: Eukaryota; Metazoa; Arthropoda; Insecta; Diptera; Drosophilidae
Product: vesicular integral-membrane protein VIP36
Exons: 6
Coding region: 167-1150 (327 amino acids)
Biological process (GO): Golgi organization; endoplasmic reticulum organization; endoplasmic reticulum to Golgi vesicle-mediated transport
Cellular component (GO): Golgi membrane; endoplasmic reticulum-Golgi intermediate compartment; endoplasmic reticulum membrane
Molecular function (GO): D-mannose binding
Source: RefSeq, a predicted model, not a curated record